Salvia hispanica is the source of this 1606-nucleotide messenger RNA. RefSeq lists its product as uncharacterized. NCBI's taxonomy places the organism in Eukaryota, Viridiplantae, Streptophyta, Magnoliopsida, Lamiales, Lamiaceae. The record is from RefSeq and is a predicted model, not a curated record.
GAAAUCUGGGUGAAUAGUUGAUGAUGGAAAAGGAAAACAAGGUCAAUCUACCGUUCAAGGUUGGUCAAUUGGCGGAAGUUAGGACCUUCGAGGAGGGGUUUCGCGGUGCGUGGUUCCGAUGCAAGAUUCAGAAGAUUUGCAAGAAAAAGGGAAUACUUAUACAUGCCAUAGAAUAUAUUGACUUCAGCGAGGAGAAAGUAGACUGGACAAAGCUAUAUCAGGUGCCUCCUUAUUAUUCGGGGAUCAGAAAAGGGUAUUAUGGAGAAUUGAUGGUGAGGCCACCUUACCCACCUCUAUAUAAUGAGAAGGAAAUGCUUCAUGUCGCUGAGAUCUCAGAAGUCACAGUAAUUGCCGGUGAUUCUUGGAGGGUGGGUAAUUUGGUGGACUGGUGGAAUAGUGACUGUUAUUGGUCUGGACAUAUAACACAAUUAUUAGGUGAUGACAAGGCCCAGAUCGAACUGACACCCCCACCUUAUGGCGAAGGUUCAACAUAUGAAGUGCUUUUCAAGGAUUUACGUCCAUCACUAGACUGGUCUCCUGAACUUGGUUGGACCCUACCUACUCAGGAAGGUGACAUUUGUUGUCGUGUUGUGAAACCUGUAAACCAAGUAAUUGACGAGGGAAUUCGAGUUGAGGAUUUGCACAAUACCGGUCAAGAAACUGAGGCCAGUCGUAGGUCAGCUGGUUCGUUGUUCUCUUCUCCAGCUUCCUCCAACUCAGCCGUUUCCAAUAUAGCAAAAGGCAGAACAACUACAGAGAAAAGGACAUGUUUGCCGAGGAAGACAAUCUCUAAGAAACAGAUGCAGAAAACAGAAAGCGCUAGACAGGGAGCUGGUGAUAGCCGCACAAGAAAAACAGGACAGGUGGCGGCUGAUUCUAGGCAGAAAAGGACGUGUUCGCCAGGGAAGAUAAUUUGUAAGAAACAGAAGAACAAAAACGAAAGCCCUAGACAGGGAGCUGGUGAUUGCAGCACAAGUAAAACAGGACAAGUACUGGCUGAUUCUGGGAAGCAAAGGGCUGAACUUGCAGCUGAAAGCACUCUAGAGGAACAAAAUCUCGAUUAUUGCCGGGGAAUGAGUGGUCGCCACGUUCUACACUCAAAAUGCUCCGACCAUGCUGGUAUGGAAGCAGCAAUCUUUGACUUGGAGCAAUAUUUGAACAAGAUUAAGUGGUUGAGGAAGCUUAUGCAAUACGGAACUUCAUCGGCUGGUGCUCAGAUGCCUCAUUGGGAAUUUGUGGAGCAAGUCAAUGCCAUUGAAACCCAAAAGCUAUUGGAGUGAAUGUUUCAUCCUCAAUGGUGGGUUGCGGAUGCGAUCCGGAGUAGACGGGCUGGGAGGGUAAGCGUUGCUAGAGGGCUUGGGCGAGAUGCAGUAUAGAAUGCAUAUCCCCAGUAGAAUAGAAGCUUAUAUAUCAUCUGAUUUCAGAAUACUUUUUGAAACUAAAUAGCUUGCUUUUUUUCUUCGAGAAGAGCGACAACAAGGAAGGUUAACUCAAAGUUGAGAAUUUUAUCCGAAGUUGGAAGAUCGUACUUGAUGUGGACUUUAUUUCUGAUAUGUUAAUGUGGGAUACACAUUAAUCACUCAAAAGUAUUGUUUUCAUGUUUUCA